Molecule: messenger RNA, 205 nt
Organism: Prorocentrum cordatum
Lineage: Eukaryota; Dinophyceae; Prorocentrales; Prorocentraceae
Source: the annotation of a GenBank genome assembly
GGCGUGCUGUACUCUAUUGUGAUCGAGCUCGGCAACAUAGAAGAGUUCUCCAACGGAGGCCUGGGCAUGUCGUACAGGAUGUGGAUGGACAUCCGGCCAGAGCUCCUGCUGUCCGUCAUGCUGCCCGUCCUCAUCACGGGGGACGCCAUGACCAUCGACACCUCGGUCGCUCGGCGGGUGGGCAUGCAGUGCCUGUACCUCGCAG